AUGGUGUUGCCCUCUUUCGCAGAUGUACUGCCCGUCAAGCAACUUUCUUCGCAUCAGUAUGCUCUCACUCUUGAAAAUGAGUGGUGUAUAGGCACAGUCCCCAAUGGAGGCUACGUCACGUCGGCGUUCCUCGUCGUCGCGCGAAUGCACAUGUCCCUAACCCACCGCGCCCGCUCCUCUCCACACCCGAUAAACCUCCAUCUCGAGUUCUUACGGCGCACGUCCGUCGGGCCCGCGAUUUUCACGGUGAAGGACGUGAAACUGGGCUCUCGCAUAUCGAACCUACAUAUCACUCUAUCCCAGAAACAAGACGCCAGCAGCGAUGAAGGCCCCUAUCAGGACGAAGCGCAGGGGUACAUCACGAUGAGCAAUAUAGCCACGGAAGAGGGGUUGAGUCUCGACACGCAAUACCCCCUGUACCCUCCCGCCUUGCCAGUGAACGUCUCCCUGCUGGCCUCCCAGGGCCAGGACGAGAACUACACCCACCGCGCGUCUGAACCGUUCCCCUCCUUCCGACGCGCCGCGCAAAACAUCCAGAUCUUCCUCGUCCGUCCCGAGAGAAAGCCCGCGCCCGACAGAUCGACAGGGCGACCCCGCGCGAUGGUCGAGCAAUGGGUCCGCUUCACGCCGAAAACACAACGCUUCGACGGCGCCGUGGGCAGGUGGACGAACGAUGCGCUAGGUUUCCUGGUGGAUAUGUUCCCUCAGGUCGUGGAAAGUUACGUGAACCCUUUCGUGGAAGAGGCGGCAAUAGGCCAGCACACUCAAUCGGAUCUGAAACAGUUUCUCUCCUCGAAUGAGCCGAGAGCAAAGUACUGGUAUCCUACUCUGGCGUUGAAUCUGGACGUGAAGAAGCUCCUCCCCGACGAAGGGGUGGAGUGGCUUUUCGUCCGGGUGAAAGCGAAGGUGAUCAAGAAUGGACGCUUCGACUUGGAUAUCGAGGUUUGGGACGAACAGGGAGAGUUGGUGGCUAGCUCGGUCCACGCGAGUUUGGUCAUGGAUGCGAGUAGAAAUAUUUCGAGGAAGAACGGGAGUGGGAACGGCAAGAAGAAGGAUUCAAAGUUAUAG
Molecule: messenger RNA, 1068 nt
Organism: Cladophialophora carrionii CBS 160.54
Lineage: Eukaryota; Fungi; Ascomycota; Eurotiomycetes; Chaetothyriales; Herpotrichiellaceae
Exons: 2
Coding region: 1-1068 (355 amino acids)
Source: RefSeq, a predicted model, not a curated record